This is a messenger RNA of Fraxinus pennsylvanica, 549 nucleotides long. Lineage: Eukaryota; Viridiplantae; Streptophyta; Magnoliopsida; Lamiales; Oleaceae. The record is from the annotation of a GenBank genome assembly.
AUGUCAACGUCUGCAUUUAUUACUAUCGCUGCUUUUCUUCUUGGAACCUUGUGUUCUGGUAUUGCUGGUUAUGUGGGGAUGUGGGUAUCUGUCCGUGCAAAUGUAAGAGUCUCAAGUGCUGCAAGUCGAUCAGCCAGGGAGGCAUUGCAGAUAUCUGUUCGUGCUGGUGGUUUCUCUGCUCUGGUAGUUGUUGGUAUGGCUGUCAUUGGUAUUGGUAUACUUUAUGCCAUUGUUUAUGUUUGGUUGGGGGUAAAUUCACCAGGUACAAUGAAGGCUACUGACUUGCCUCUUCUUGUUGGAUAUGGUUUUGGAGCUUCAUUUGUUGCUCUUUUUGCUCAAUUGGGUGGUGGAAUAUAUACCAAAGCAGCUGAUGUUGAAACUGAUCUUAUUAGGAAAGUAGAGAAGGGAAUUCCUAAAGACGAUCCUCGCAAUCCUGCUGUCAUUGCAGAUUUGGUACAAAAUCUUCCUCGUGUAACUUCUUUGUCAAGUGCGCGUACUGGAGAGUGUUGCUCACAUGUUUGUGAAGCACUCAUUUUCUCAGAUAUAUGA